Varanus komodoensis (Komodo dragon) is the source of this 2327-nucleotide messenger RNA. It is a transcript of the gene NTN1, whose product is annotated as netrin 1. The transcript is spliced from 7 exons. The record is from RefSeq and is a predicted model, not a curated record. Lineage: Eukaryota; Metazoa; Chordata; Lepidosauria; Squamata; Varanidae. Gene Ontology annotation, molecular function: protein binding. The coding region runs from base 235 to 2070 and encodes 611 amino acids.
CGCUCCGCGCAUCCACCGAGCCCGGCCGCUCGCUGGGGCCGGACGACGAUGGGCACCGACCGGGACCCCUGAGCGAGCGACUGACUGCAGCUGCCUGGAGCCGCGGCUGCCCGCGGCGCGGCCGAGGAAGCAGCCGGCCGCCCCGUUCCCUCCAGCCUCCUGCCCAGCCGAGCCCAGCCCAGCCCAGCCCAGCCGAGCCAGGCUCCUCUCGCCGCGGCGGCCGAGACAGCAAGGAUGUCCCCGACGGCCUGGGAGGCGCUGGUGGCGCUGGCGGCCGUGGCGUGCCUGGCGGAGGGUGUGCGCGGCGGCGGCGGCGGCGGCGGCGGGCACGGCCUGAGCAUGUUCGCCGUGCAGACGGCGGCGCAGCCGGACCCCUGCUACGACGAGAACGGGCAGCCGCGGCGCUGCAUCCCGGACUUCGUGAACGCCGCCUUCGGCAAGGAGGUGCGCGUGUCCAGCACGUGCGGACGGCCGCAGGCGCGCUACUGCGUGCUGGCCGAGCGCGGCGAGGAGCGCACGCGCACGUGCCACCUGUGCGACGCGGCCGACCCGCGGCGCGCGCACCCGGCCGCCUACCUGACCGACCUCAACAACCCGCACAACCUGACGUGCUGGCAGUCGGAGAGCUUCGUGCAGCACCCGCUCAACGUGACGCUGGCGCUGGCGCUGGGCAAGAAGUUCGAGGUGACCUACGUCAGCCUGCAGUUCUGCUCGCCGCGGCCCGAGUCCAUGGCCAUCGCCAAGUCCAUGGACGGCGGCAAGACGUGGGUGCCCUUCCAGUUCUACUCCACGCAGUGCCGCAAGAUGUACAACAAGCCCACGCGCGCCGCCAUCACCAAGCAGAACGAGCAGGAGGCCAUCUGCACCGACUCGCACACGGACAUGCGCCCCCUGGCCGGCGGCCUCAUCGCCUUCAGCACGCUCGACGGCCGCCCCUCGGCGCACGACUUCGACAACUCGCCCGUGCUGCAGGACUGGGUCACGGCCACCGACAUCAAGGUGGUCUUCAGCCGCCUGCACACCUUCGGCGACGAGAACGAGGACGACUCCGAGCUGGCCCGCGACUCCUACUACUACGCCGUCUCCGACCUGCAGGUGGGCGGGCGCUGCAAGUGCAGCGGCCACGCCUCGCGCUGCGUGCGCGACCGCGACGGCCACCUGGUCUGCGACUGCAAGCACAACACCGCCGGCCCCGAGUGCGACCGCUGCAAGCCCUUCCACUACGACCGGCCCUGGCAGAGGGCCACCGCCCGCGAGGCCAACGAGUGCGUCGCUUGUAACUGCAACCUGCAUGCUAGAAGGUGUCGUUUCAAUAUGGAACUCUACAAAUUAUCUGGUCGCAAGAGUGGAGGCGUCUGCCUUAACUGCCGACACAACACAGCAGGUCGUCACUGCCACUACUGCAAGGAAGGCUACUAUCGGGACAUGACCAAACCCAUCACCCACAGGAAAGCAUGCAAAGCAUGCGAUUGCCAUCCCGUGGGUGCAGCUGGAAAAACCUGUAAUCAAACCACAGGGCAAUGUCCCUGCAAAGAUGGCGUGACGGGCAUCACUUGCAACCGAUGUGCCAAAGGUUACCAGCAAAGCCGAUCUCCCAUUGCCCCCUGCAUAAAAAUUCCCGUCGUUCCUCCGACAACUGUGGCCAGCAGCACGGAAGAACCAGCAGACUGUGAUUCCUACUGCAAGGCAUCCAAAGGGAAGUUGAAGAUCAACAUGAAGAAGUAUUGCAAGAAAGACUAUGCUGUCCAGAUCCACAUCCUGAAAGCAGACAAGGCUGGAGAAUGGUGGAAGUUCACUGUCAAUAUCAUCUCUGUGUACAAGCAAGGAACAAACCGGAUACGGCGUGGUGACCAGAUCCUCUGGAUUCGCUCGAAAGACAUAGCCUGCAAGUGCCCCAAAAUCAAACCCAUGAAGAAAUACUUGCUGCUGGGCCACGAUGAGGAUUCUCCAGACCAGAAUGGCAUCGUGGCAGACAAGAGCAGCCUUGUGAUACAGUGGAGGGACACGUGGGCUCGGCGGCUGCGGAAGUUCCAGCAACGGGAAAAGAAGGGGAAGUGCAAGAAAGCCUAGUGGGAGAACUGGAGACGGGCAGAGGGACUGCACACACUCUUGGGCGUAGGGCUACCUGGAGCAGGUGGGGUGGGGUUAGGGAACACUGGCAAGACAUUCACUUUACAGUUUCUGUGCAACAGGGUUGGGGAGGGCAAAGAAGGGGUUGACAAUGUCCGAGGCACGUGCCAAUUUUGCACCUCAUAAUACAGGAACUCCGUGAAAGUUAGUGAGAAAGUUUAGAGAAAGCGGCACAUGUGAGACCCUACUCACCAUAG